Molecule: messenger RNA, 1907 nt
Organism: Mycetomoellerius zeteki
Lineage: Eukaryota; Metazoa; Arthropoda; Insecta; Hymenoptera; Formicidae
Exons: 10
Coding region: 342-1817 (491 amino acids)
Biological process (GO): protein phosphorylation
Cellular component (GO): mitochondrion
Molecular function (GO): ATP binding; protein kinase activity
Source: RefSeq, a predicted model, not a curated record
AGAUGUACCGGAAAAGUGCGCGUAAGCGCCCUGGCGAUCAAAUUAAGAAAGAUUUAUCUCAGAAAGAAGAAUAAGAAAUUUUGUGGAAACUCGUGACAUGGAUACGCACGGGAAUAGCAUUGCUGAUCAUGAAACGUAGCCUUUCUUGCUCUCUUAUACUUUGGAACGACAGAAAUUAUGAAUCCCGGCAAUGUCGUUACAUCUAAAUUUCGUGCGACUUUUUACGAGCUCUUGUCGCUACGGCAAUGAUAUUGCGCGCCGGCGAUUGUAUUAUCGUCCUCGAGGGCGUCACUUUCAUCCGCCGCCGAUGACGCAUUGCCGCGAUCCGCGAACUGCAAACAAUGUGGCCUAUCAAUGAAGAAAAGGAGGAAGAAGGGCAAAAGAACGGUUUUCUCGUAGACGCGCAAGAGAUGAUACUCGUAUUAGCGAGGAUCGCGAUUGUAAGCACGGUUAUUACCAUUCUGCUUGUUGCGUACUUGAUUACGCGCUUAACCCAUGCGAGUUUGUUUCCCAUCAUUCUACGAAAAGGUAUCGAGUUUCUCGGACCAAUUUUCGUCAAGUUCGGUCAAUGGGUCUCCACGCGAUGGGAUGUCUUUCCGCGGGAUGUUUGCGACACGCUUUCUCAACUGCAACGAAAUGUGACACCGCAUUCGUGGCUGUAUACAGAGCGCCUACUCGAAGCGACAUAUGGUCUUUCGUGGCGGAAUUUAUUUGUGAAGUUUGACGGCAAAGAACCAAUUGGCUCAGGAUGUUGUGCGCAGGUGUAUAAAGCUUGGAUCGAUCAAAGUGCAACACGGGAGCCUCAGAUAUUGCAUUUCGUGGAUAAUAAAGCUCUCAAUGGAAGCGACAAAUUAACAUCUGCCAGUCCGUGUACCAGGAAAUUGCAAACCGUAGCGGUAAAAGUGUUGCAUCCUGGAAUCAAAGGCCAAGUCAAAAGGGACAUUGCAAUAAUGCGUGGUUUUUGCAAGUGCGCCACGUACUUCAUUCCGAAAUUGCAUUGGCUCAGUCUUAUAGAUUGCGUCGACGAAUUCGCACGCAUAAUGGAAAAUCAAGUUGACAUGCGACUGGAAGCUUCCAAUCUUGUGAGAUUUUCAGCGAAUUUCUCGAAGAGACGUGACAUUGUGUUCCCGUAUCCUUACACACAUCUGACUCGUCGCAGGAUACUCGUUGAGAGUUUCCACGAGGGUUCACCGAUAUCAGAUUAUUUCGAAUACGACGACGCUAUUUUACAGCGGAGACUCGCCAGGAUAGGAAUCGCGAUGGUUCUUCAAAUGAUAUUUAAGGAUAACUUCAUCCAUUGUGACUUGCAUCCAGGCAACAUUCUAGUUGAGGAAACGGUCGUCCCGAAGGCGAGUUUGUUCAACACUUUUUGGCGGGUUAUUACCCCCGAUUAUGCGGAGCACGACUCACGCCUGAUCAUAUUGGACUGUGGCCUUGUAGUAUCUCUGAAUGAACGCUGCCGACAAAAUCUUCGAGAUGUUUUUUACUCGGUGCUAAUGAGAAACGGCGAAAUGGCGGCACAGUAUAUCCUGGAGCACAGUUCGUACAUGACCCCCGAUCCAGAUGGCUUCAAAUGUUCAAUUAGAAAUAUUGUCAAGUCUCAUUUUAGCAAUCCAUUUAACGUAAACAUAAGUACCGUUGUGUCGGAAUUAUUCUCCGCGAUGAUCCAUCACCGAGUCAAGCAAGACGGAUCCUUCAGCAGCGUGAUUAUUAGUAUGCUGGUGAUAGAGGGUCUCGGCCGGUGCCUGGAUCCUAAAGUCGAUAUUUUCACGGAAAUUCUGCCCUACGUCCUCAGCAGCGUUAUAUAUAACGAGUGAAAAUCAGACUCUAAACAAAAGUCAAUUAUAUAUUCGAAAUAAUUACUGGAGUAUUAUUGUACUUGUACCUCAUAUAAUAAACAAUUUAAG